Caenorhabditis remanei is the source of this 810-nucleotide messenger RNA. RefSeq lists its product as uncharacterized. Gene Ontology annotation, cellular component: ESCRT II complex. Gene Ontology annotation, biological process: protein transport to vacuole involved in ubiquitin-dependent protein catabolic process via the multivesicular body sorting pathway. The record is from RefSeq and is a predicted model, not a curated record. NCBI's taxonomy places the organism in Eukaryota, Metazoa, Nematoda, Chromadorea, Rhabditida, Rhabditidae. Bases 1 to 810 code for a protein of 269 amino acids. The transcript is spliced from 7 exons.
AUGGCGACUCGACGGAGAAUUGGAGUUGCAGCAAUUCAAAAAAAGCAGGAAACUGCCAAUAAGUUUGCUGCAAAAGGAGAUCAAAUGGCUGGAGAACAACUGGUGCAAUUCUCGCAACAACUGGAUCAGCUUUCUGCUGGACUUGAAAUGUUUGCUCAGAAGCAUCGUGAUGAAAUUAAAAAGAAUUCACAAUUUCGUCGCUAUUUUCAAGAAAUGUGUUCAAGUGUAGGAGUUGACCCAUUAGCUUCGAGCAAAGGAUUUUGGGCGAAAGCUUUGGGAUUCGGUGAUUUCUAUUAUGAACUCGGAAUUCAGAUUGUCGAGAUUUGUCUAUCUACAACUCAUAUUAAUGGGGGUAUCAUGACAGUUGAAGAAAUUCGUAAUCGAUUGAUGAGAACACGUUCCAGAACUCGUAAAGACACAAUCUCGACCGAUGAUAUUCUACGAGCCGUUGACAAGUUGAAAGUACUUGGCAACGGAUUUGAGUUGGUUCCACUAGGCGGUGGUCGUUUUUUGGUGCAAUCUGUUCCUGGGGAAUUGAGCAUGGAUCACUCGAGAGUACUUCAACUUGCCGAAGAUGCCGCUUAUGUUACAAAAGAGUUAAUUAUAGAUAAAUUGAGGUGGGAUGAGCCUCGUGCAACCUCGGCAUUGGAACAUUUAGUGAAAGAAGGUUUAGCAUGGACCGAUGAACAAGCAUCUGAUACGACACAGUAUUGGUUCCCAUCACUUUUCCUUCAGCAAUAUUGUCAUUCAUCCUCGAGCACUUCUGUUUCUGAGUCAUUGCAUAGCAUGAGUUUCAGCAACUAUCAGUGA